Melozone crissalis (California towhee) is the source of this 1149-nucleotide messenger RNA. Its product is annotated as 3 beta-hydroxysteroid dehydrogenase/Delta 5-->4-isomerase-like. The transcript has 3 exons. Bases 16 to 1149 code for a protein of 377 amino acids. Lineage: Eukaryota; Metazoa; Chordata; Aves; Passeriformes; Passerellidae. The record is from RefSeq and is a predicted model, not a curated record. Gene Ontology annotation, biological process: steroid biosynthetic process. Gene Ontology annotation, molecular function: 3-beta-hydroxy-Delta5-steroid dehydrogenase (NAD+) activity.
GAGGAACCCAGAGCAAUGUCCCUGGCUGGGGUGAGCUGCCUGGUGACAGGGGCAGGAGGGUUUCUUGGCCAGAGGAUUGUGUGCUUGCUGCUGGAAGAAGAGGAGGCUCCGGCCGAGAUCCGGCUGCUGGACAAAGCCUUCAGCGCUGAGGCACUCGGCAGGUUUGACAAGUUCAAGGGGAAGACUGAGCUGAAGAUCCUGGAAGGGGACAUCCGAGAUGUGACAUUCCUGCACCGCGCCUGCCAGGGUGUCUCCCUGGUCAUCCACACGGCCUCCCUCAUUGACACCCUGGGCCUCAUCGAGAAGAAGCUGCUCUGGGAAGUCAAUGUGACAGGUACUCAGCUGCUGCUGGAGGCGUGCGUCCGCUGCAACGUCCAGCACUUCAUUUACACCAGUACCAUAGAAGUGACGGGCCCAAACUGCAAAGGGGACCCCAUUUUCAAUGGGGACGAAGAUACAGCUUAUGAGAGCACAUCCAAAUUUCCUUAUGCCCAAAGCAAGAGACUGGCAGAGGAUGCUGUGCUGAAAGCAGACGGCCAGGUGCUGAAGGAUGGCGGCACGCUGAUGACCUGUGCCCUGAGAUCCAUGUACAUUUUUGGGGAAGGCUGCCCCUUUCUCCAAGGCCAUCUGGACAAGUGCCUGCUGAACAAGAACGUCUACCUACGCUUCUCCAGGAAGGAGGCUCUGGUGAACCCCGUGUACGUGGGGAACAUCGCCUGGGCACACGUGCAGGCAGCCAAAGCCCUGCGGGCCCCGCAGAGAGCCAAGCACAUCAGAGGCAAGUUCUACUACAUCUCAGAUGACACUCCUCACAUGAGCUACGCCGACCUGAAUUACGAGCUGACCAAGGAGCUGGGGUUUGGGAUUGAGCCCCGGCUGCCCAUGCCCCUGACAAUGCUCUAUUACUUCUCGCUGCUGCUGGAGAUGCUGAGCUUCCUGCUGAGGCCCUUUGUCAGAUACGUGCCCUCCACCAAUCGCCACCUGGUCACGCUGCUCAACACCCCCUUCACCUUCUCCUACAGAAAGGCACAGCAGGAUUUUGGCUACGUGCCCCGCUACACGUGGGAAGAGGCCAAGCAGGGCACUGGUGAGUGGCUUGCCUCCGUGAUCCCCCAGAGAAGGCUGAUCUUGCAGAGCAGCACUGCCUGA